ACCGAUCGUCGUACGGUGUACUUGUUCUCUCUCUCCCCCUUUUUUCUCUUCAAAAUUUUCUCGCUCUCUUUCUCAAUCACUUACUAACACGGUCGUUCAGUCACUCACCACGUACUCACGUAGAAAAAGAAACAAAUAACGAAAGGACAAAAAAGAAAAAGCAAAAGAAUAAAGGGCAAAGGAAAGGAAGGAAAGGAAAGGAAAGGGACUGUAAGAUUCAAGUGAGAGAACGCAACCCGAACGCGAGAACCUGAGAAUCCUUUAGAUAAUCCGUCAUCGUCCUCUUCACGUCGACGAAACUUUCUCCGAAAGAAAGAAAGAAAGAAAGAAACAGAAAGAAAGAAAAAGAAAGAAAGCUACGCGUGAUACGCGUGCACCGAAACGAAAGGGAACACGCAUCCCGUUCGAGGAUAUUUGGAUUAAAGAACGUUCUAUGAGAGCGAGGGCAUAGGACGAGCAUGUCUUGGCAAAAAGACUAUCUUUCUGUAGGACUGAUCGGUGUCCUUCUAUUACUGACGUACGCUGACAACAGCGUACACAUUUCGUCGAAGUACGGUCAACUCGUUACUUCGAGUACUCUCAAUUGGCUCCCACGUACACAUUAUGAUUCUUCGAAGCAGAUUGUGGUCGGUGGUUUUCAGAUUCCUCGUGAAAACGAAGAGGAUCUAAUGGCGUCUAAUAAUGCGCCUCUGAAUAGACCGAACCCGUUCAAAAGGCCGUUACACGUAUGCCGUGCAUUGCACAAUGGCGUGUGGGUAUCCGGAACUCAAUUGGGAGAUGAAAAACGUUGUACGGUAUCGAUACACGGUAACGUUCGUUCGUACGAGAAAUACGAUCUCCUUGAAAACGUUGACAAUGCAGCAAGAGUUAGCUGGCGACAUUGGGACAUAUAUACUCCGUUACCCGUGGGAGCAGUAGCCACGGAUAAAAUGUACGUUGCAAGGUACGAGGUAUCCAUUGAUGAGGCAAAUCCAAGCUUGCCCUAUACUUACACCCAUUACAUAGGAACCAUGAAUAUGAACGACAAUUUCGGCACGAUCUUCUACGUUAAAGACAACGGUAUUGAAAAUACAGCGAAAUUUUGCGAAGUCCUUGUCGAGGCCGAACCGAUAUAUUAUGAACUUAGCGGCGUCAGAUUGAAUUGGUCGAAAAAACGAGUGAUAAAACGUACACCACGUUUAAUCUGGGCAGGUACGUUGAAAAAUGAUGCUGAGAAAGGUUCGAAACUGGCAGAAGCUGUUGCGUACUCUUACAACUACUCGAUGUACUGGGGUCAAGGUCAUGCUAUUUUGAAGGGUUUAAAUACUUCGAUCUUGUUAUACAACGGAACGAAUUUACCUCAUAUCAUUUGGGGUAUCGAGGAAAGGGAGAAUCGUACCGAAGUGCAAAAGAUAGAAAUUUACCUGGAACCUGGUACUGGCGUAAAUGUUACUCUAAAAGCUAACUAUACCGACAUGGAAGUUCCAUACACCGGAGAAUUGGUUUCUCAUUACGAGGACAAGGUCACUACAUCAAGAAUGAUCAAUGGCAUUCGCAGGGAGGAGACCUUGCUCGACAUUAAGCCAGAAUUCGGACCUAUCUAUUUCCUGAAAGAUUAUAGUCUAGUUCCUACCACUACACCACCGCCUGUCGUUACAGAACCUACUACAACAACUGUUAAGUUCAAUUACGACGAGACCAAAGAAACUAGACAGCCUAAGAUGGAAGACCCAGGAUUGGAUGAGAACAUGAUCGUUGUACCUAAGACAUCGGACACAUCGAAUAUGCAAGGCGACGAUGGAGGUCCGUUGUCGCUUCAAAAUAAAAUCGAAACAGGAUACUCCGGUGUGUCCUCGCUAGAAAUGUCCUGUUCAUUGAUAUUAUCUUUAAUGACGAUCGUUAUCAGUAGGAUUGCGUGAACGUUCACGGAAUGAAUCUCUAAAUUAAAAAAAAAAAUAAUAAUAAUAAAAUAAAAUGAAAAAGUAAAAACAAUAGUAAUAUAUUAUGUGUAGAACAGAACAGAGAGAAGAAAAAGAAAAGAAAAAAAAAAGAAAAUAAGUGCGUAAAAAAGAAAACGAUGAAAAAAAAGAAAAAGAAAAUAACACGAGAAAAAAAUGAUUAUUGCUGUAAUUUCAUAUAUAGCGAUUAUAAUAAUAGCACGAAAAAAAUAAAUCCCUUUCUCGCGCCUCUACUCCACGUGGAUGCGAGGACAAGAAACUGGAUGAGAUGUGCUUGCCUUUACGAAAACUUGGUCUGUAUAUCAAGUUGAUAUAAUUACACAUACAUAUACACAUAUAUAUAUGUAUGUAUAUAUAUAUAUAUAUAUAUAUAUAUAUAUAUAUAUACACGCGCACGCGCGAAAACUAGUGAAGAAAUAUAGUUUGAUGAGCUAGUUUCACACAAUAAAGAAAAGUCUUAAGUACAAGCAAUCGCAUACGUAUGUUAACAUUAAACUCGUUAACAUCGACUAUAAUAUCGUACCAAAUGCAAAUAUCGUACUUUGUCCUUUUUAAUUCAGCUGUGAAACGAAUCUUCUAUCUAACUAUUUCAUGCCUUUUGCGAACAGUAAUGUUAGAUCAUUAUAGAAGACUUAAAAGCUUUGAGAUAAUAUCUCCAUUGAGAGGGAUGUUCAAAGAAAUCUUAGCUGUUGCUGAUGCAAACGCUAUCUUGGACAACUCGCUUUAUGCAGAAAGAAUAAAUUGAAUUUGGAGAAUGGAUGUGCGCAAAUUAAUGAUGAAGCCAUUAUAUAUUUUUGAGAUUGUGGUACAAUUUUAGAAGAAUGUAAGAUUUAUAAGAUGAUAGUGGUAAGAACACAUAGAGUAGAGGUGAAGGGCUACGGAUAAUUUUUAUCAAUUCAAGUUGAUUUGAAGAUUUCAGUCCAAAUUAAAUUCUGUAUAUUAAGAUAUUUACUUCUUAAAAAUUCUUCAAACUUAUUUCAACCUGACAAAUUGUCAUUUUUAUUAUUACAAAUCGAGGUUCAUCAUUGUUUAACAAAAGUAAUGGAAUGUUAACUUCGCUACGAAAGAAAUACUGCUAAGCAUAAACCGCUAAAACCAUUUUUAAGCGAUAAUCCCUGCGGAUUCCUAAAAUACUAUAUAUAUAUAUAGUAUAUAUAUAAAAAAAUCUCUAUAAAAAGAAUAUCUGCAGAAAAAGAAAAAAGAAAAGAAGAAAAAAAAAUAAUAACAAAAGCAUAUAAAACUUUCAUUGAUAUGAGCAUAAUUGUAAUUGAUAAGGCUGAAAUGUUCCUUUAAAAAAUGUGAAGAAUUCAUAGAAUUGUUUAAAUCAGUGUUUUAAUUUUGUGAUUUUCAAUAUUAGAAAAAAGAUAUAGAGGAAAAAGAGACGACAUUAUUUACGUGAAUUCUACAUUACUCACAAAAUGUUUAUUGAUAUUAAUAUAUAAAUAAUAAACAUUUAUAUACAGUCUCAAUAGUUGCAACAAACUAUUGUAGUCAGCUUAUUUAUCUGUUUACAGUUUUUCUAUCAAGAAUAGCUUUAAAGUACAAUAUUAUUAUAUAAUUUACUAUAAGUUAAAUAACACUGAAGCGAAGUGAAUUCUAUCUGGAUUCAUGCGAUAUUUUCCGUACAGAUGUACAGAAAUAUAAUGUGCAUUCCAUGAGUUAAUAAUAUUAAUAAUAACAUUAAUAAUAAUAAUAAUAAUAUAAAAAUAAUAAUAAUCAAUAUAGGAAGCAAUAAUUUGCUGCAAAGUGAAUGUGUAGUAUUGUGAGCUUUACAAAAUUCUGUGUUUGAGAUAAAGAAAGAAGUAUAAAAUAUAUAAAGAAAAAAAAAAGAACAUAUAAACAAUGCAAACCAAUAUUCGUAUGGCCAAUAACUAAUUUCAUUUCUAAAUUGAAAAAUUUAAAGGGGCAAGUUAUGAUAUAUCAAUCAUAAAUUAAUUGAAAAACAUGCUUUGAAGAACAUACUUUCAAAAAGUAAUAAAAACUAUGCAUGAAUGACAUAUAUAUUUGACAUAAAAAAAAUUUAUUUAUUCAAGAGCUACUCCUCUGGAUCUGUAUGUUAAUACUAGAAUAUGAAUAAAUAUGAUUCCAACGCGAGGCAGAGGUUUUAAUAAUGCCAAAAAUUAAUCUGUAAGUUUAUGACAACUUCUAUGUUUAGCAAAUACUUUAUUUGUGAAUAAGCUGCUGCAUUGUACAUCAUCAUGUAAAUAUAAAUGCAAUGCAAUAUAUGUAUAAAUAAAUAUCUGAAUAUA
Vespula pensylvanica (western yellowjacket) is the source of this 4186-nucleotide messenger RNA. Its product is annotated as protein unzipped. The transcript is spliced from 6 exons. The record is from RefSeq and is a predicted model, not a curated record. NCBI's taxonomy places the organism in Eukaryota, Metazoa, Arthropoda, Insecta, Hymenoptera, Vespidae. Bases 459 to 1898 code for a protein of 479 amino acids.